Messenger RNA from Botrytis fragariae, 324 nucleotides. RefSeq lists its product as uncharacterized. The transcript has a single exon. The record is from RefSeq and is a predicted model, not a curated record. The coding region runs from base 1 to 324 and encodes 107 amino acids. NCBI's taxonomy places the organism in Eukaryota, Fungi, Ascomycota, Leotiomycetes, Helotiales, Sclerotiniaceae.
AUGUAUGUCAACAAAUUGAUAGAUAUCAACUCAAGUCACGUGGACUUAUGUCAAACCAGUGGACUCGUUUCUGCUCAAGACCAAAACAUCAUAAGUCAUGAUCCUCUUCCAAAUCCUAUCACAUAUCCUGAAGGAAGUUUCGCUCUUCCCUCUCAAGGCGCAGGAGCUGGCUGCUACUAUAAGGGGGACCGAUCGGCUGUGGGUGAUAUUUUCUGUCCAGGUAAGCCGACCGUGUUCUGCCAGGGCAAUGCGGGUGAAGCACCAGUCGUCUGUGAUAGCAAUACUAGUAUUCACCCGAUGGUUCUUUGCGGCUUGGAAAACUAG